Molecule: messenger RNA, 559 nt
Organism: Branchiostoma floridae (Florida lancelet)
Lineage: Eukaryota; Metazoa; Chordata; Leptocardii; Amphioxiformes; Branchiostomatidae
Product: exocyst complex component 1-like
Exons: 5
Coding region: 158-559 (133 amino acids)
Source: RefSeq, a predicted model, not a curated record
CUCUCCAGCAGAAGGCAAUGGCGCAACAAACCCAAACACAGUCUACGCUCAAGUCAACAAGGACAAAAAGAAGAGAGACAAGGAAAAGCCAACGCUGGUGGUUGACCCAAGCUCCGAGUAUGCCACAAUUGACAAGUCCAAGAAGAAAAAGAAAGACAUGUCCUCACCUCCUGAAGAUCCCAGUGCUCAAUACUCAGAAGUCAAGAAGGGCAAGAAAAAGGACAAGGACAAGAAAGCAUCACCUGUUCCAGAAGUCAUCUACACAGAAGUGAAGAAAGACAAGAAGGACAAGAAGGAUAAAAAGAAACCACCAGCUGCCAAGAAACCCAAUGUCAAGAAUGCACAGGAAUCAAAGAAGAACCCACAAGGACUGAUCUAUGCAGAGCUUAGCGACUUCCAACUGAAACCGCCACCUAAAAAGCCGACCAAAGCCGUUCCACCCAAACCUCGUUACGAGGACGCACCCACGGAGUACGCCUCGAUCAACUGGAACGCUUCGAGACGAAAGGCACAGGAGCAGCCACAGAGCGGGAGUGACUCCGACGUUGAAACGAUAUGA